CCUCACAUUUGCGCAUUUCUUCAGCUUGACAAUGACAUAGGUAUAGGUAUCUCUUUAAAAAGGCCUGUAUUUUCCGUUUGCAAUGUCCAGAUGCCCAUUGACAAAGGAUCAGAAGGACAUGCUUCGAUGGAGUUCCAACAUGAUCGUCCAGCACAAUGAACCAAGCCAUCUGAUUUUCCUGUCGAUACUCAUAGGGGAUCCAUGAUAAAGCAGAAAGAGUCGAGAGGUGCCAUGUGUUGUCUAGUAAUCCACGUAAGGCCACGCUGAUGAAGCUGGCCCUGUAUGAAGCCAUACGCGCUUUUGUUCAGAGGCGAGAAGACGGCAGAUUAGAAGAGGCGAAGAAAAAGUUUGUGGGAGUAUCGGCGGAGACCAUUUAUUGCAUCUACGCCCAAGACGUGCAGCUGCGCGUGAGAGCGUCUCAUCACAGGCACAGGAAGAAAGUUGACGAAUACUUGAUCAGGUACACACAAGGUCAGAGGCUGCUUGCAAUCGCAGACGCAAUCGAUCUUCCCCCCGCUCUCUUAGCGCGACUCACAAUUGAACGAGUGCUGGGCGUUACUAAGCAGGCCGUGUCUGCAUUGCUGAAGGACCCCGCAACCAUACCAAGCAACACAUGCACUGUUGAGGUGAGCGGCCCGUCUGGAAAAGAUGCGCACUUAGAGAUUGACGGCGCCCGCUUGCAACACGAGGUACGGGCGUGUGUGAGGGCUGACCUAGUAACCGCACCGGACGUCGAUGUGGCACGGAGGAAGCUGGGGCUAGAAUAUGAGGCGAAGCUCUACGCUCUUCUGAACGACGCUGGUGUUGCAUUCGAGACCGAGGACGACCUGCGCGAGGCAGGGUUUAGCAAAACCCCGGACGCCAGGCUGCUGGUGCCGAUUGGGGUGCGCGGCCGCGUGGUAACGUGGAUCGACAGCAAGGCCAGCUUCGGGGACGACUACAUGCACCGCCAGCAGGCGGGCGAGCAGUUCCAGGGGUACGUCAACCGCUUUGGCCCCGGCCUGGUCAUCUACUGGUUCGGCUUCAUCGACGAGCUUCAAGACGAGCCGUCGGAUGUCCGUUUCUCCCAUCCGGACAGCUCAACCCUCCGUCCGGACGCUCAGAACGGCGACUCGGACGCCGGAGCCCGCUCUUCGGACGCCGGAAUCCGCCAGUCGGACGCCGACACCCGCCAUCCGGACGGCCAACCGCACCCGGACGUCCUGUUGAUGGACCGCUUCCCCGACGUAGCGGAAAUCGUUCAACUGCCGCAACUGUCCGUUAACCCGCGCCCUUAG
Molecule: messenger RNA, 1277 nt
Organism: Klebsormidium nitens
Lineage: Eukaryota; Viridiplantae; Streptophyta; Klebsormidiophyceae; Klebsormidiales; Klebsormidiaceae
Source: the annotation of a GenBank genome assembly